This is a messenger RNA of Zonotrichia leucophrys gambelii, 6244 nucleotides long. It is a transcript of the gene WNK3, whose product is annotated as WNK lysine deficient protein kinase 3. Gene Ontology annotation, molecular function: protein serine/threonine kinase activity; potassium channel inhibitor activity; ATP binding. NCBI's taxonomy places the organism in Eukaryota, Metazoa, Chordata, Aves, Passeriformes, Passerellidae. Gene Ontology annotation, cellular component: cytosol; cytoplasm. Gene Ontology annotation, biological process: negative regulation of sodium ion transport; positive regulation of potassium ion import across plasma membrane; intracellular signal transduction. The record is from RefSeq and is a predicted model, not a curated record. Bases 28 to 4764 code for a protein of 1578 amino acids. The transcript is spliced from 21 exons.
UUUGGGGGGGGGGGAGUGGGGACAACCAUGGCCGCCGAUCUGGGGGACCCCAAAACUCCCGCGUCCCCCCCGGCCCCCCCAAAACGCUUCUUCCGCAAGAGCGUGGAGGUGCUGGAGGAGGAGGAGCGGGGCGAGCGCGGCGGCGACCCCGGCCCGCGGGGCGACCCCCGGCUCGGGGGCGGCGAGGAGGGCGAGGAGGAGGCGGAGAUGAAGGCCGUGGCCACCUCGCCCGGCGGCCGCUUCCUCAAGUUCGACAUCGAGCUGGGGCGCGGCGCCUUCAAGACGGUCUUCAAGGGCUUCGACACCGACACCUGGGUGGAGGUGGCCUGGUGUGAGCUGCAGGACCGCAAGCUGACCAAGGCGGAGCAGCAGCGCUUCAAGGAGGAGGCCGAGAUGCUCAAGGGGCUGCAGCACCCCAACAUCGUCCGCUUCUACGACUCCUGGGAGUCCUCGCUCCGCGGCAAGAAGUGCAUCGUCCUCGUCACCGAGCUCAUGACCUCGGGCACCCUCAAGACGUACCUCAAGAGGUUCAAGGUGAUGAAGCCGAAGGUGCUGCGGAGCUGGUGCCGGCAGAUCCUGAAGGGGCUGCACUUCCUGCACACGAGGACGCCGCCCAUCAUCCACCGCGACCUCAAGUGCGACAACAUCUUCAUCACCGGCCCCACCGGCUCCGUCAAGAUCGGCGACCUGGGGCUGGCCACGCUCAUGCGCACGUCCUUCGCCAAGAGCGUCAUCGGGACCCCCGAGUUCAUGGCCCCCGAGAUGUACGAGGAGCGCUACGACGAGUCCGUGGACGUCUACGCCUUCGGGAUGUGCAUGCUGGAGAUGGGCACGUCCGAGUACCCCUACUCCGAGUGCCAGAACGCCGCCCAGAUCUACCGCAAAGUCACCAGCGGCAUCAAGCCGGCGAGUUUCCACAAGGUGACGGACCCCGAGGUGAAGGAGAUCAUCGAGGGCUGCAUCCGGCAGAACAAGGCUGAGAGGCUGUCCAUCCGGGACCUGCUGGACCACGCGUUCUUCGCCGAGGACACGGGGCUGCGCGUGGAGCUGGCCGAGGACGACGCGGGGCUGGACCCGGCGCUGGCGCUGCGGCUCUGGGUGGAGGACCCCAAAAAGCUCAAGGGCAAGCACAAGGACAACGAGGCCAUCGAGUUCAGCUUCAACCUGGAGGCUGAUGUCCCCGAGGAGGUGGCCUAUGAGAUGGUGAAAUCCGGGUUCUUCCACGAGAGCGACUCCAAGGCCGUGGCCAAAUCCAUCCGGGACCGGCUGGCGCUGGUGAGGAAGACGCGGGAGAAGAAGCAGGCGGAGGGCAGGGGGGGCCCCGAGGGCCGGGGGGGCCCCGAGAGCGAGGACACCGAGGUGGAUCAGCACGUGAGGCAGCAGCUGCUGCGGGAGCAGCCCCCGCCCGGCCCUGCCGAGGGGGUCCCGGACAAUGUCCCCCCCCCGGAUGUCCCCGGUCCCUGCAGUGUCACCGGAGCCCCUGAGCAGCUCUGGGGGUACCCGCAGGGAGCCCAGGAUGGGGUGUCCCCCCCUGUGCCACCACCGGUGACCCAGGGGACCGAGGGGACAGCAGAGGAUGGCACCGGAGGAGCCACCACGGAGCCACCUGGGCCUGAGGGGGAGCCCUGUGGCUGUGGCGGGGCAUCGGUGACAAUGGGGACACAGCCACAGGUGGCACCCGGGGCACCGGGGCCGGGGAUGGCACCGAGAGUGGCAGCGGGGGUGGCACUGCCAGCUGCGGGGGUGACGGCGGCUCCUGGAGUGUCACCAGCGCAAGGGGUGCCGCCUCCUGCUGGAGUGCCACCAGCCUCGGGGGGGACAGCAGCUCUGGGGGUGCCACCUCCAGCCGGAAUGCCACCAGCUCCAGGGGUGACACCAGCCCAAGGAAUGGCAUCCAUGCCAGGGGUGACACCAGCCCAAGGAAUGCCAUCCAUGCCAGGGGUGACACCAGCCCAAGCGAUGCCACCUGGUCCAGGAGUGCCACCCCCAGCUGGGGUGCCACCACAGUUGGUCCCCAUGGUGCAGCUGCAGCCAGGCCCUGGAAUGCCACCAACAGCCCCUGGGAUGCCACCAGCCCAGGGGAUGCCACCAGGUCCAGGAAUGCCACCACAGCCAGUCCCCACCAUGCAGCCACAGCUGGUGCCAGGGAUGUCACCAGCACCAGGGAUGCCACCAGUGGUGGGGAUGUCACCAGCUCUGGGGGUGCCACCACUGUCCGUCAUGACACCAGUCUUGGGGAUGUCACCGGCCCCGGAGAUGCCACCUCCAUCCAUGAUGCCACCAGUCCAAGGGAUGCCACCUCCGUCUGUGAUGCCACCAGUCAUGGGGGUGUCACCAGCCCCAGGGAUGCCUCCUGCCCAAGGGAUGCCACCACCAUCCAUGAUGCCACCAGCCUCAGAGAUGCCACCCCCAUCCAUGGUGCCACCAGCCAUGGUGAUGCCACCAGCACAAGGGAUGCCACCAGCACAAGGGAUGCCAGCUCCACCCAUGAUGCCACCAGCCCAAGGGAUGCCAACUUCAUCUGUGAUGCCACCAGCCCCAGAGAUGCCACCACCAUCCAUGAUGCCACCAGCCAUGGGAAUGCCAGCAGCCCCAGAGAUGCCACCACCAUCCCCAAUGCCACCAACUAUGGGGAUGCCACCAGCCCCAGAGAUGCCACCACCAUCCCCAAUGCCACCAACUAUGGGGAUGCCACCAGCCCCAGAGAUGCCACCACCAUCCCCGAUGCCACCAGCCAUGGGGAUGUCACAAGCCCCAGAGAUGCCACCACAAUCCAUGAUGCCACCAGCCAUGGGGAUGUCCCAAGCCCCAGAGAUGCCACCACCAUCCCCAAUGCCACAACCCCUGAUGCUCCCUGGCCCUGAGGACCCCUCGGUGCCCGCCGAGGCCGCGUCCCUGCUGCGUGUCCCCGAUGUCCCCGAUGUCCCCGGGCCGCGUGCCCGGCAGCGCCGCGCGUCGUGCCAGCGCCCUGCCCGCUUCCAGCUCACCGUGCUGCAGGUGUCCUCAGCUGGGGACAACACGGUGGAGUGCCAGCUGGAGACCCACGACAGCAAGAUGGUCACCUUCAGGUUUGACGUGGACGGGGAUGCGCCCGAGGACAUCGCCUGCUACAUGGUCGAGGACAACUUUGUCCUGGAGGGGGAGCGGGACAAGUUCGUGGAGGAGCUCAAGGCCAUCGUGGAGCAGGCACGGGGGCUCCUCGGGACCCCCGCCCCGGACCCCCAGGUGGGACCCCUGGAGCCACCAGCGGGUGGGGAAGGACCCCCCCAAUCGUCACCCGUGGGGCGCUGGAGGUUCUGCAUCAACCAAACCAUCCGGAACCGCGAGGCCACCGGCCCCGGGGGACCCCCACCUGCCCGGAGAGCCCUGGGGACAUCCCAAGGGGGUCCCCAAGAACAGGGGACAAACAAGAGCGGAGCAUCGGAGCAGGACGGGCCAGGGGGGCCAGAGAUGGCGGUGCCCAAAGCCCAGGACCUGGAUGUCCCUCAGGGACAGGAGUCAGCUGUCCCCAAACUGGAGGAGCUGGGUGUCCCCCAGGCUUUGGGGACAGCUGUCACUGGUCCCCAGGAGGUGGCUGAACCCACAGGACCAGAGGGGAUCAACCCUGAACCCCAAGAUCUGGGGGCUCCCCAAGGCUCAGGACUGAGUGUCCCCAGCCCUGAAUACCCGGACGUGGCUGUCCCCAAACCUCCGGAGCUCAAUGGCCACCAAGAGCCCCUCGUCCCUAGGGACACAGAGCCAGAUGUCCCCCAGGAACAGGGGACAGUCCCAUUGGAGCAGGAGGGACCCAGGGAACCGCCCGAGCCCACGGAGCCGGACGUGUCCCAAGAGCCAGGUGACCCCCAAGGACUGGGGACGUUUGUCACCGGUGCCUGGGGGCAGGAGGGACCCCCGGGACCAGAGGCCGUGCCCCCCGCCCGCCCCCCGCCCGGGGCUGCCUCCUUCCCGCUGGGGCUCUGCCCGCGCCUGCGCAGCCCCCGCAAGGGCUGGGGGCGCCGCAUCAAGAGCUGGGCCCGGCGCCUGCGCCCCCCGUCUGGGGGGGGAGACCCCCACACAGAGGAGCCAGAGGAACUCGGGGACCCCUCACGGCGAGGGCACUGCCAGCCACCCCCCGAGCCCCCCGACCCCGAGGGCGACUGGGGGGGCCCCAGCUCGGGCAGCGAGAGCGGGGGGCUGGGGGGACCCCCGCACCCCCCCGGGGCCCCCCUGCUCCCCCCGGGGUCCCCCGAGACCCCCCUGAGCAGCGAUGGGGACUCGGAGCCCGAGGACGAGGCGCUGCGGGAGCAGCUGCGGCGGCUGCGGGAAAAGCACAUCCAGGAGGUUCUGGAGCUGCGGGCACGGCAGGACCGGGAGCUGCGGGAGCUGCACCGGCGGCUCCGAGCCCUCAAAGAGGCCCGGGGGGACCCCCCGAAAUGGGGAGGGGGCGGCGGGACCCCCCCCCAGCGAGGCCAUGGGGGGUCCCCGCGGCGGCCUCGGGGGGCCCGGGCACGAGGGAGGGGCCGAGGCGUGGCCCUGACAGAGGUCUCAGCCCCCUCCCCGGGCCCCCCAACACCCCCGGCCCCCCCAAAAAAGGGGCUCUUCACCGACGACCUGCACCGGCUGGUGGAUGAGUGGGUGCAGGACACUGCCAGGGCCCAGGCCACCUCCUCGUGGGUCUCCACCCUGCGCGGCACCCGCGGGACCCCCCGGAAAUGGGGGGAGCUGCCCCCCCCCAAACCUGCCCUGCGUGGGGGGGGCAGCCCCCUCCCCCCGGGGGCCGAGUGAGGGGAGGGGGAGGUUCCCCCUCACUGAACCCUCAAAACCCCCCCGAUUUUGGGUCAAAAUCCCCCAUUUUCAGCCCCCCAAAUCACUUUGUUUCACCCCCAAAAAAACCCCCCUUGUUUUACCUGCCCCCAUUGGGUGACCCCCAAAUUUCCAGCCCUAAAAUGGAAAUUUUAGGGCUCGUUUCCCCCCCAAAUUCCCGUUUUUUGGGUCCUAUAGUGAGACCGCUAUCUCUGGCCCUAAAAUUGCCUUAUUUUGCCCUAAAAUUCCCCCUUUUUUGCUGUCCUUGUGGGCUGAAUCCACUUUUUGGUCUCAAUUCACUCCUUUUUAGGAUACUCGACCCCCCCCAAUUUCUGGCCCCCAAACCACUUCAUUUUGACCCUAAAUCCCCCUUUUUGGCCCCAAAAUCUCUGUAAUUUAUUCCACCCCCCCUUUUUUGGGCCAUUCCCCCUUUGAAGGUGACUGCAGUUUCUGGUGCCCAAAAUCUCUGCAUUUCACCCCAAAACUCCCCUUUUUUGUGCCUGCCUAUCCCAGUUUUCUGCCCCAAAUCCCUCAUUUUACCCCAAAAUCCCAUUUUUGGGCCUUUCCCCCUGUGCAUGAGGUGACCCCAUUUUUUAGCACCCAAAUCACCUCAUUUCACCCCAAAACUCCCUUUUUUGUGGCCUUUCCCACCCUCUUUUUCACACCCCCUGAAUGUGAUGCCACUUGCUGGCCCCAAAAUUGCCUUGUUUAAUCCCAAAACCUCCUUUUUGGGCCUAUCUCUCCUUUUUUUACCCCUCCCACAACAUUACCCCACUUUUUCCUCCCCAAAUCACAGAAUUUCAUCCCAAAAAGUCUCUUUUAGGACCUGCCCUUCCCCCUCAGGAUAUCACCCCAGUUUUCAGCCCCAAAAUCUCCUAAUUUCAAACAAAAAUCCCCUUUUUUGGGCCUUGUCACUCUUUUUGUCCCCACACAAAGUGUCCCCAGUUUUUAGCCCCCAAACAGGCUCGUUUUGCCCCAAAACACAAACGGUUGAACCCCAGUUUCUCAUUUAUCCCAAAAUUCCUUUUUUCCCCAUCAAAACACUCCAGAGCCUCCCAAAAUUCCCAUUUUGUACCCAAAUCCCUUCACAGGCCUGGAAUUCCCCCCUCACAUGACCUCAGUGGAGGGGAGUGGACUGUACUGGUUUUACUGGUGACCCAUCCCCCUAUACUGGUCAUACUGGUGCAACAACCCCCUCUCAUUCCUGUGCCCUUCCCUCAGCCCAUUUUUGGGUCAUUUUGUCGUGUUUUCCUCUCAUCUACCUCACCCCUUCACCAAGCCAGCAAGGUUAUGGGGUGAAUUCUCGGGUGUUCUGGUUCGAGGGGUUGGGGAAGGCGUUUGUUUUGCGGGGAAAUUGUUAAAAAGCGCGAGAAAAAAAAAAAUCGUAAAAUUUAAGAAAUAAAAGCGUGGCUGGUGCGCGCCACUCCCAAAAUGGCGGCCGGGCCCGCCACACUCAACCUGG